This is a messenger RNA of Priceomyces carsonii, 1608 nucleotides long. Its product is annotated as proteinase B. The transcript has a single exon. Lineage: Eukaryota; Fungi; Ascomycota; Pichiomycetes; Serinales; Debaryomycetaceae. The record is from RefSeq and is a predicted model, not a curated record. Gene Ontology annotation, molecular function: serine-type endopeptidase activity. Gene Ontology annotation, biological process: proteolysis. The coding region runs from base 1 to 1608 and encodes 535 amino acids.
AUGUUGUUAUCAAGGACCGUUGCGCUCAGUAUUUUACUUGAGCUAGGAGUCUAUGGUUUAGUCAUUCCAUCCGCGGAUGAUGUAAUGCAUACGUUCUCAUUGAAGCCAGCAGAGAAGUCCAAAACAUUGGCCGAAAAGCCAGUCAAGGAUAUUUGGUCUGCUGCCUCUAAUGCUUCUCCUGUUCCUUUAGUGAACUCUGAAAGUGUUAGAGAUAUUAUUGCUGAUAGAUAUAUAAUUGUCAUGAAGGAUGAAAUUACCUCAGAUGAGUUAAAAUUCCAUCAAGAAUGGGUAGAGUUACAGCAUAUCAAUUCCUUGGCUGGAUUGGAGUCUGAUAAUUCGUUCUUUUUGUCCACUGCGGACUUCAAAGCCGAGGGUGGAAUUGUUGAUUCUUUUGAAAUUGAUAAUUUUAUGAAAGGUUAUUAUGGAUAUUUCUUGGAAGGUACUAUCGAUUUAAUCAGAAAGAACCCGCUUGUUAAGUUUGUUGAAAGAGAUUCGAUGGUUUAUGCUAACGAAUUCAACAUUCAGAAAGGAGCACCUUGGGGGUUGGCUAGGGUUUCUCAUAGACAACCAUUGAGUUUGAACUCGUUCAAUCAAUAUUUAUAUGAUACAGAUGGGGGAGCAGGUGUUACUGCAUAUGUUAUUGAUACUGGUAUCAAUAUUGAUCAUGUUGAGUUUAAUGGAAGAGCUAAAUGGGGUAAAACCAUUCCAACAGGUGACACGGAUACCGAUGGAAAUGGUCAUGGUACACACUGCGCUGGUACAAUUGGCUCUGACUCUUACGGUAUUGCUAAAAAUAGUAAUUUAGUUGCUGUCAAGGUUUUGAGAUCUAAUGGUUCAGGUUCGAUGUCCGAUGUUGUUAAGGGCGUUGAGUAUGCCGCCAAGUCUCAUCAAGAUGCUGUAAAGGAGGGCAAGAAGGGAUUCAAGGGAUCGACUGCCAAUAUGUCUUUAGGUGGUGGUAAGUCUCCUGCAUUGGACUUAGCUGUCAACGCCGCAGUUAAGGCCGGUAUCCAUUUCGCUGUUGCGGCUGGUAACGAAAAUCAAGAUGCUUGCAAUACAUCCCCAGCUGCUGCAGAGAACGCUAUCACUGUUGGAGCUUCUACAAUUUCUGAUGCUAGAGCUUAUUUCUCUAACUACGGUAAAUGUGUUGAUAUUUUUGGUCCUGGUUUGAACAUUUUAUCAACCUACAUUGGCUCUGAUUCGGCUACUGCUACUUUAUCUGGUACUUCGAUGGCAUCCCCACACAUUGCUGGAUUAUUGUCCUAUUACCUUUCUUUGCAACCAGGCGCUGAUUCUGAGUUUUACGUUUCUACUAAAGGUGUCACUCCAGCUCAAUUGAAGAAAAACUUGAUCAAAUUUGGCUCCGACGGUCUUUUAAGUGAUAUUCCGGAUGAUGGCACUCCAAAUGUUUUGGCCUUCAAUGGUGCAGGAAAGAAUUUGACCGGAUUCUGGGAAGGUUCAGCCAAGAAUAUCGAAAGUGUAAAGCCCAAGUUGGAAAAUUUAGAGUCUCUGAUUGAAGAGUUGGUGUCCAAAGUUGUUGAAUCAGCAGAUAAACCAGUCUUGAAAGACGUGAAGGAGUUUGUCGAAAACGCUUACAACUCCCUCAUUUAA